Messenger RNA from Cryptomeria japonica (Japanese cedar), 4163 nucleotides. RefSeq names its product pentatricopeptide repeat-containing protein At4g21065. Gene Ontology annotation, biological process: RNA modification. The record is from RefSeq and is a predicted model, not a curated record. The coding region runs from base 306 to 3044 and encodes 912 amino acids. Lineage: Eukaryota; Viridiplantae; Streptophyta; Pinopsida; Cupressales; Cupressaceae. Gene Ontology annotation, molecular function: protein binding; zinc ion binding; RNA binding. The transcript is spliced from 2 exons.
ACAAAAUCAAAAUAAACCCAAAAUUCAAUGAAAAUUUCAUUACAGGAUUUUAAACCUGGAUUUAAAUUAUACAGAAGAGAUAAAACUGUGGACCAUUCAGGCUUUGUUGAAAAAUAGUAAUAAAAUUACAUGGAAGGGUUUGUCGAAAGCAAACUAUAAAUUACAGGCUCUGAUCGACGUGCGUUGGGCAUAUUUUGGAAGAAAUGCAACGAUCGCUUUGAAAUCAGUCUUGGAAAUGCUGAAGAGAAUCAUCCCAUCUAUACUGUUUCCUCUGGAAGUAUGAGGUCGAUCAAACAAACAAAUAAAUGUCUCUUUUUGCUAAACAUACUUUUUUUCAAAAUAAGCUUAUCAACAUGUAUGCCAAGUGCGAUAGUUUGGUUGAUGUUCGUAAAGUCUUUGAGAAGAUGACAGAGCGAGAUGUGUUCUCAUGGAACGUGAUGAUUGGAGCUUAUCAAAAACAUGAGCGCCCUCAUGAGGCUUUGACGAUUUUUCACAAAAUGCAACAAACAUCAGUUCACCCUGAUCACUUCACGUUUGCCACCAUUCUUCCGGCUUGUUCUAAAAUUGGAGCUUUGAAAAUGGGUAUGGACAUCCAUCAGGGCAUAAUGGAGAUGGGAUUUUUUUCUGAUGUGGUAGUUGCCAGUGCACUGUUAGAUAUGUAUGUAAAAUGUGGGAGUAUACACCAGGCAAGGGAAGUGUUUGACAAUAUGCCUGAGAGAAAUGUGGUUUCCUGGAAUACCAUGAUUGCAGGAUAUGCUCAACAUGGCUAUGUUGAAAAGGUUUUGGAGACUUUUAAGCAAAUGCAAUUCACGGGUCUAAAGCCGAACUCUUCAACUUAUGCGAGCAUCCUCAGAGUAUGUGCUAAAAUUGGAGCUUUGGAUCAGGGUAUGGAGUUCCAUAAAAGAAUAUUUGAAAGCGGAUUUUUGGGAGAUGUCUUAGUUGCAAAUGCCCUGAUUGAUAUGUAUGCAAAAUGUGGAAGCAUACGGAAGGCUGCAGAACUGUUUGAGAAAAUGCCUCACAGGGACACGGUCUCGUGGAAUGUGAUGAUCACGGGAUAUGCAAAAAAUGGUUACGUUGGCGAGACUUUAAGGCUUUUUAAAGAAAUGCCUCAACGAAAUGUCGUCUCAUGGACAGCAUUGAUUGGAGGGUAUGCACAAAAUGGGAUCGCUGAAAAGGCCUUGGAGGCUUUUAAGCAAAUGCAAUUGGCAGGCAUAAAGCCAAAUUCUACAACCUUUCCCAGCGUUCUCCCAGCGUGCGCCCAAAUAGGAUCUUUGGAGAAGGGAAUGCACAUCCAUGAAAGCAUAAUUGAAAGCGGGUUUUUCUCAGAUGUCGUAGUUGCAAGUGCCCUGAUAGACAUGUAUGUAAAAUGUGGAAACAUGCAAAAGGCACGAGCAGUGUUUGACAAAAUGCCUGAAAGAAAUGCGAUCUCAUGGACUAUGAUGAUUGCAGGGUAUGCAAAACAUGGUGCUCUUGAAGAGGCUAUAAAUAUUUUCAAAGAAAUGCCUCAUCGAGAUAUGGUCUCAUGGAGUACAAUGAUUGCAGGAUUUGCACAAAAUGGGCUUGUUGAAAAGGCGAUUGAGACUUACAAGCAAAUGCAAUUGGCAGGUUUAAAGCCAGACUCCACAACUUUUGCCACUCUCCUCCCAGCCUGUGCCAAAACAGGAGCUUUGAAAUGGGGUUUGGACAUCCAUCAAAGCGUAAUUGAAAACGGAUUUAGGUUAGAUAUUGUAGUUGCUAGUGCCCUAAUAGACAUGUAUGCAAAAUGUGGAUGCAUACAGAAGGCGUGGGAAGUGUUUGAUAAAAUGCCUCAAAGAAAUGUUAUCUCAUGGACUGCGAUGAUUGCAGGAUAUGCACAAAGUGGCCUUGUUGAAAACGCCUUAGAGACUUUCAAAAGAAUGCAAUUGGCAGGCGUAAAGCCAGACUCCGCAUCCUUUGCCAGCACCCUUCCAGCGUGUGGCAAAAUGGGAGCUUUGGAACAGGGUAUGGAGUUCCAUCAAAGAAUAAUUAAAAGCAACUUUUUGUCGGAUACCUUAGUUGCAAAUGCCUUGAUAGACAUGUAUGCAAAAUGUGGUAGAAUACAAAAGACACGUAAACUGUUUGACAAAAUGUUGGAACGAGAUACAGUCUCAUGGAAUGCGAUGAUUGCUGGAUAUGCAAUGCAUGGCUAUGGCAAAGAUGCUCUCGAACUCUUUGAACUAAUGAAACACUCUGGCGUACACCCUGAUCAUGUAAGCUAUGUUUGUGUAUUAUUCGCAUGCAGCCAUUCUAGCCUACUAGAAGAGGGUUGUAAAUACUUCAAUGGCAUGAGUGACUUUUAUUGUAUUAAGCCUAUAAUUGAUCAUUACGUAUGCAUUGUUGACCUUCUUGGCCGUGCUAGCUAUCUUGAUAAAGCUCUGAACUUUAUCAUCAAAAUGCCAAUUAAACCUGCUGUGGUUGUGUGGAAGUGCUUGCUUGGCGCUUGUCGAUCACAUAAUAAUAUAGGGCUUGGAGUAUUUACAGCGACUCUUUUUUUGGAGCUGGAUCCUAAAAACGCUGCACCUUAUGUUCUUCUGUCAGACAUCUAUGCAGAAGUGGGCAGGUGGGGUGAUGUUCAGAAGAUAAGGAGAUUGAUGAAAGAUGAAGGAAUCAAGAAGAUACCUGGAUGUAGUUGGAUUGAAGUCCAUAAAAUGGUACAUGUUUUUUGUGCAGGGGACAGAUCACACCCACAAAAAGAAGAGAUCUAUGCAAUGUUAGAGAAAUUGUCUUGGGAAAUGAAGGCAGCAGGUUAUUUUCCAGAGUCAAGACAUGUACUGAAUGAUGUGGAGAAGGAAGAAAAAGAGUUUUUUCUUUGCCACCAUAGUGAGAAAUUGGCAAUUGCAUGUGGACUGUUAAACACGUCCCCAGGAAUGAUUAUCGGAGUUGUGAAAAAUCUUCGAGUAUGCAUUGAAUGCCACACUGCUACCAAGUUUAUCUCUAAGAUUACUUCAAGAGAAAUUGUUGUGAGAGAUGCAAAUAGGUUCCAUCAUUUCAGCCAAGGACAGUGUUCUUGUGGAGAUUAUUGGUGAUACCAAGUGAAUUAAGCUGUAACUGCAGGCUUUCUCUAUGACAUGGUGCAUUGUGUCGAACUUGCAGCAAUAAAAAUGAAUUAGGUUUUAUUUUCAUUUUAUAAAGAGUUUGUACAUCCCAAGCAUUUGGAGAGCUAAUCCAGGCUGUUGACUUUAUAAAAUCAGAUGCACAGUAAGCAUCACUCCUACUGAAGUGAAUUUUGUUAAAACCCCACUUCAAAAUUCCUUAGAGGUGUCAUGACACAACUGUUUUUCACGAAGCCAUUACAUCUCUGGAAUGAAAAGCGGGAGGAGGAGGUUAAAAAUGGAAAAACCUAAUGGAGACCAAUACUGGAUGGAAAUAGAAGUCUUCUCAACCAGCAGGAGAUAGAUUUCUGAUGCUGAGAAAGGAAAGUAUAUGUGGAAUAUAAGAUUGAAGUUUCACCCGCGGCAUCUCUUCGCUCGCUUCCCGAUCCAAGUACAGAUUGAGUAGUUGCCCGAGCAGAUUCAGUUCCAAUCGAUCCAGUUUCUUCAGCAUCCCCACCAGUUCCAGGUAUGGUUGGGGAUUUAGAUCGAGAUCCUUUUGAUUAUUCAAAGCGAGUAGAUUCAUCAGUUUACUGCAGUUUACUACCCAGUUUAUCUACCUGCAAAGGCACUCGCAGUUUACCGAAUGGAAGCAAAGGGAGUUUAAGCACCUGUCAAAUAAAUAAAUAAAUAAAUAACCAAUUGGAGAACCGGCAACCCAGGGAUCUGUAUCUCGAUUUGGUAAAAUGCAAUUGGCGAAUGGGAGACUUUGAUAGAUUGGGUUCCGUAUAUGGAUUUGAUACUGGAACACCAUAUUAUGGGUUUCGUAAAGAAAUGGGUGCUAAACCAGGUAAUGGCUAGGAUGCUCCUUACUCCGCUGCUUCUGGAACUGUACCUGGAACUUGUACUGAUUUAUCAUAUUUAUCUGCUCUAACUGCUUAUGCUUAAACUAGCUUAUCAUAUUUAUCUACGCAAUGAACUCAAGAAGAUGAGUACCAUAAGAACUUGAGAAACAACACAAUGGGAGACAUUGUUAGGAUCUAGGAGGACAUUGUAAUUUGUAGCUAUAGAUUAAAAUAUUAUCAAAUUGGGUAAAUUUCUUCUUGAAUUGCAAAC